Molecule: messenger RNA, 291 nt
Organism: Knipowitschia caucasica
Lineage: Eukaryota; Metazoa; Chordata; Actinopteri; Gobiiformes; Gobiidae
Source: the annotation of a GenBank genome assembly
AUGACACGUUACAGAAAUAAAGUUUGCCUUCAAAAAGUCGGGCAGGAGAAUAAUGUGCCGGCGUUCCACAUGAAUCGGCUGGAAACAUUCAAAUGCGAGGGAAGCCGAAUCCUUCAUAAAGCCAGCCGUAUUUCCGACAGCUCGCGUUGUUGCUUCUCCGCAGAGGCACAGCUCAUGAAAAAUCACCAGUGCCAUCCAUCACCGGCUCUGCUGCUGUCCCACUCACACACCAGCACGGGACGCUGUCGGAGGGUGUUCGGGCAAAGCGGGACAGGGGGCUGCCAGCAGUAA